UGUUAUCAUGUUGCUACCUCAGGUGGUGGUAACAGUGGUGUUAACAGGCCUGGGAACAGUCCUACAGUUGGCAGAAUCCACCAGAUGGCCACGAGGGACAUUCCCGGAGGAGUACGAAGAGCUUCUGGAAUACGAAGCAAGUCACAUUCCACUUCUGGAAAAGAAACAUGUGAGUUAUGACUUCGCCUACAGUGUCCGCGACGAUGACACAGGCGCUGCCUACAGCCACGAGGAGGAACGGGAGGGUCAGGUCACACGGGGCGAGUAUCGGGUCUCCUUACCUGAUGGACGUGUGCAGAUUGUCUCAUACAUAGCUGAUGAGAACGGUUACCGGGCGAAGGUAUCCUAUGAGCCGUCAGACACCGGCCAUGUGGUUCCUGAUCCCCUACAAUAUGCCCCCAGACCUUCACCAUCCCCCGGAUAUGGUAGAAGGAGGCGGCCAAGGCCAUAUCAAGGAGGACGCCCAAAACAUCUUCGCCGACCAAAGGAUCCAUAUCAUUCAUCCAGUCCAGGGCCUCCAUACAUACCACAGCCCACAGAAGCCCCAUAUCACCAUCCUCCCCCUCACCAUCCCCCUCCACCACCACCACCACUGGUUUCCUCUCCCCUUCCACCUACUUUACUCCCAAAGCCAUUGGUUAAUUCAAUACCUGGCUAUGUACCUCCCAAAGCCUCAUACCUCCCUAGCCCUCAUCCACACAUACACAAACCUCCACCCUACUUAUCUUCUCCCGUUCCACACCAUCCCACACUAGGCCCAUAUGACCACACACCCUCUCCUGUUCCACAUCAUUCAACGCCAAUACCACACUCUCCUAAACCACCCUAUGUCCCCAGGCCUACACACAAACCUUAUGUCAGUGAUCCUACAACUAUACCAACUUACAUAACACCUGCCAGUCACAUAAUAACGACGCUUGCUCCUAAGAACACUCUACUUGUGAAACCGACAUCACUGCCCUCUCCUCCACCCGUGCCAUCGCCAGCGCCAACAAUAGUAGCGAAGCCCAUCAAGCUACCUGAGGUAACCAGCUACAAGCCUAAACCCAGGCCUAUCGUGCCAAGUUCCCCGCUUCCGAAAAUACCACAUAAGCCAUAUGUCCCUGGACCAGACAUAAUACUCCCAGAUGUGCAUGUUACCCCUACACCUAUACCCCUUGUAACAUCGCCUUAUCCUACACUGUUACCACAUAGUCCCUCGCCUUAUCCUACGCCAUUGCCACAUAGUCCUUCACCAUAUCCAACGCCACUGCCACAUAGUCCUUCUCCUUAUCCUACGCCAUUGCCACAUAGUCCUUCACCAUAUCCUACACCACUGCCAUAUAGCCCAUCGCCUUAUCCUACGCCAUUGCCACAUAGUCCUUCACCAUAUCCUCCACCAUUUACUCCAUCUCCUCCACCAUAUCCUUUAAAGACACCGCUCCCAUACAUAGGACCUUCAUCUCCCUCUCCCUAUGGAGGUCCAUCCCCAGUACCAUACGAUUUUUACCGGGCGCCCUUUUUUGGGCCUCAAUAUGGACCUAAAUUUCCAGGGCCCUCUUAUCCGCCAAGGAUUCCAGGACUUGCCCCUUACUUACAGUCAGGGCCCUAUCCUCCCCGGCAGUUUUUUCGGACCACGAUCGGGCCUCCCAUAUAAUUAUGGUGGGCAGGUCCUGACUCAACUCCUUAAUAAAUAUAAACUUGCUUCCUCGACAAUCUCUCCUUCAAUAUCUACAUCAACUCUUAAGCCAGUUUCGGACAUGAAGCUGACUUCGGAGAGUGCGUCAGUGUCAAAACUCAGCGCAACAUCAGCAACACUGACUGGUACCCCUGCGCAGACUUCACCUACUACAGGAAAAGCUAAAGUACAGAAUGAGACAAAAGUGACUGAACCACCAAAGAAGAUUAUUAGUUCCUCGACUGUGACGACGCCUUUGGGGACAGUCGCAACUACUACAACAACGACUACUACUACUACUACUACUACUACUGAGGCUCCAGUCGUGGUCUCCAGUACCCCGUACGCAAGCUCCUCGACUUUGCCGACGACUUCAAAGAUCACACAGAUUGAAGUUCCUAGCUUGCAUAGUAAAAUUCCUCUGAGUUCCACCACCACAACUUCACCGACUAAAUUUACAAGCAAAUCUCCAGGAGUGAUAAUCAGUAAUCCCAGCCUUAAUCCCAUAGUAUCGACACAAAAUGUCUUUAUUUCCAACACUAUAACCAGUACUACAACUCAGAAACCUGUGGCGGAAGCUUAUAUAGCCAAACCCAAACCAGACAAGCCUGUUGGAGCCAGAGGCUACUUUUUACCAGUGAAGUGAGCAGUUGCUGUAAAUAUGUUUGUUUUUCUUUCUCACAAGUUAUUUUAAAGUAGUUUCAAUACUCUACACACUCUACAUUUCUCUAAAUUAUUUUUCUUUUGUCAUAUGAUUUAAAAUCUACAGACAAAAAUGAAGUUCUAGUCUAUUCAUCCAAGUUUUAAACUUAUGUGCAGUCUUACCAUGUGGAAGGACUCAGAUAUCAAGAUGAAAGAAGAAAUUCAAGCUAAAUGAAAGAAUUGUUAAUUCUUUUUCAUUUUGUUUUGUUAAAAAAAAAAUCCUUUCUUUGGAAAGUCAGCAUCAGCAGCAUGAGAUACUAAAAUCUUUCCAUUUCGAGGAAUCAUAGGCCUACUGUCCAAAGUGUUCCUUGUGUUUAGCUUAAUUAGGUGGUUCACUUGAUAUUCCAAUUAUUUCCUCUUCUUCAAAAUAUAUUGUGGACUUUCACCAUUUCCUAUUAUAUGUUAAUAAUUAUGUCUUUCUCCCUAAAUUUAUUAUAGAAAUUCAUGCGAUCAGUUCUUGAUCAUAGAACAUUCUUCUUUCAUUAAUAUUUGAUGUACGAGUC
Molecule: messenger RNA, 2862 nt
Organism: Macrobrachium nipponense
Lineage: Eukaryota; Metazoa; Arthropoda; Malacostraca; Decapoda; Palaemonidae
Exons: 3
Coding region: 8-1636 (542 amino acids)
Cellular component (GO): extracellular matrix
Source: RefSeq, a predicted model, not a curated record